AUCUUGAAUUUAUUUCAGACAUUUAUUUUGAAUGAUUUGUCAGUUCUACAUGUUUAUGCCAAUUUCAUAUUAAAUAAUAAAAGUAUACUAUCACUUUGGUUAUGAAGGAGACAAAACAUGUGGGCUGAUCUGCCAAAUGAGAUCACAGCACAUACAAGUGAUGUACUUUUAAGGAAAAUACAAAAUGAACAUUGAGCUAAUCUUCAAAUACCUUUCAAGUACCUUUUUAUGAGCUGACUCACUUAUAACAUCUUGCCAUUAUCUGGUUACAAGGAAGGACAUAGAUUAAAUUCAACUAAGCAAACCAAGGAGAAGUUUAGCGUAAACUAUGGGUCGUAAAGAUAAGAUAGAAAAUCAGCCUUUGCUGGGUAGUAGUCCCAAUGCUAAUGACCAGAGAAGCCAAAGACAUUCAAGUGACCCUGAGGGGGGACUGAGUACCGAUACACCUACAAGUGAUAUGAGCUGUAACUCAGAAAUUGAUGAACAUGUACUACCAGGAAACAAAUACCAUGCAAUACCUCUUAAAACUCGGACACCAUUAUUUAUAUACGUUCUCACAUUCUUCAGUGCAAUAGGUGGCUUUCUUUUUGGAUAUGACACUGGAGUUAUCUCAGGUGCAAUGAUCCUAAUUAGGGAUCGAUUUCACCUGAAUUCCUUAUGGCAGGAGCUCAUCGUGAGCGUUACUAUAGGCUCAGCAGCAUUGUUUUCAAUCUUUGCUGGUAAAAUGAAUGAUCGCUUUGGACGGAAGUUUACAAUCUUAACAGCGAGUUUUGUGUUCAUGUUAGGGGCGAUAGUAAUGGGAGUGGCAGGAAGUAAAGAGAUGUUGCUUGGUGGCAGGGUUGUGGUUGGAAUUGGCAUUGGUCUGAGCUCCAUGACGAUCCCAAUGUACAUUGCUGAGAGUGCCCCCUAUGAGAUGAGAGGGCGGUUGGUCGUCAUUAACAACAUGUUCAUCACCGGAGGACAGUUUGUUGCCAGUUGUAUAGAUGGCGCUUUCAGUUAUGAUCACACAGAUGGAUGGAGAUACAUGUUGGGGUUAGCAGGUGUUCCAGCCCUUAUACAGUUCAUAGGGUUCAUCUUCAUGCCUGAGAGUCCAAGGUGGUUGGUGAUAAGGGGUAAACUAGACAAGGCCCGCCAUGUCUUGCAGCUGAUACGUGGUUACCAGAGUGUAGGCAAAGAACUGCAGCAGAUUGAACAGACCAGUAUUGCUGCACACCAAGCUGUACAAGAGAAAGGACAGGGUUCAGUUUUUCUUGAGAUAUUCCGAACUCCACAUGUCAGGAAGGCACUGUUGCUCGGUUGUUGUCUUCAGAUGUUUCAACAAAUAAGUGGAAUCAACACCGUCAUGUAUUACAGUGCCACAAUUAUCAGGAUGUCAGGUGUUCGAGAUGCCUCUUCUGCAAUAUGGCUAGCUGCUGCUACAGCAUUCAUCAACUUUAUAUUUACAUUACUUGGAGUGUACCUUGUGGAGAAGAUCGGUAGACGACCACUUACCCUGGUGAGCUUGUUAGGUACAGCCAUCAGUUUGAUGUUACUAGCCAUUGGGUUCCAAGUGGUAGCCACCAAUUCGCCAUCUGUCGCCUUGAAUGAGCCCCCAGUGGGCAAUUACUCAAGUAGCUGUAACACAUACAGUGUGUGUGAGGGCUGUGUGAACAACCCAAACUGUGGAUUCUGCUAUAUAGAUGUCCCCACCAUAGGUGUGACUAAUGGCUCCUGCCUGGAUACGCUGGGGAGUGACCCAGUAAUGUCAGAUUAUGGAAGAUGUUCAAAUUCAACAGGUCUAGCCAAGGAUCAAGCAAUAUGGGCGUAUGAUUUCUGUCCAACAGCAUUUUCGUGGAUGACCUUGUUAGGCCUAGUGCUUUAUCUUGCAGCCUUUGCCCCAGGUAUGGGUCCUAUGCCAUGGACCAUCAACUCUGAGAUUUACCCACUAUGGGCCAGGAGCACUGCAGUAUCCAUAGCAACAGCAACAAACUGGAUAUUCAACCUUGUGAUAUCAAUGACAUUUCUCACUCUUACUCAAACCAUCACAAAAUAUGGGGCAUUCUGGCUUUAUUCAGGACUAGCAUUACUUGGACUAGCAUUCCUGUUUUUCCGUCUCCCUGAGACUAAGGGCAAGUCCUUGGAAGAGGUAGAGGAACUAUUCAAACAGGAAUCAGAAUGGGACACAUAAGUCACAUCACUACUUUUGUUGCUGUCAUUUCAAUAGUGACAUACAGAGAGUGUAUAGUUAUUCAAAUGAUACAAGGGGCGUUCAAUAAGUUUUGCAAGUGAUUCUCUAUCUCUGCAAAAGUUGUUCAUAAACUAUUGACUCUCAAAUGUUCAUUGGUAAUUCAUGUUCUAUAUUUCUACCAAGUCUCAUGACAUGAUUCAGAAUAUUGUCUAAGAUAAAGGGUCGCUUGCAAAACUUAUUGAUUGUCCCAUGUACAAAACAAAUGAGAGACUGAUACCCCCUGGGCCGAUAACUGAAUAAAAACAGGGUUGCUGGUUUAAUUCCUACGGUUCAAUCUCCAUGAUUGAAGGGAAUCGUUCUCACCACCUACUGUAUUAUUUAUUCCUCUCAUGCUAAAGAUUAUAUUACAAAUCAAUAUUGUAGGAAAGGUAUUGGGACAACUUAUAUUAUGUUUGUACAACAAAAGUACAUGUAAUAUUAUGCAAUUAUUCCAAAGUUACUGUGAUAUUUAUAGGAUAUCAUGUCAAAAUAGAAAUGGUAUUUUUGUAACCAGUUGAAAAAAGAAUUUUGGAAGAUUUUCACUAAAUCAAUUAUAGCUUUUAAACCAGAAGAUAUUCCCCUCAUUGUUAUGUUUCUCAUUUUGUGAUGGGGAGAAGGAAUAUUAAAAAAAUUAAAUGCAGGAAAUAUAUGCUCGUCUAACCGAAGCUUAUUUAUCUACCAAUAAAGAGUAAGAGUAACAGGGAAAUAUCUCCGGAUACUUAAUGUCAUGUGGUGCAUGUCCAGCCAAUCACAGAACGAGAAGCAUGACAGUGAGAUAAUUAGAUGCAAUACUUUGGAAAAUGACAGUGUGCUUUUUGCAUAUCUGUACAUAUUUCAUAAGUUAAUCAGGUGCAAUUUUUGGUGUCAGUUUGCUUUUUGUCAGCAGACAGUUUUUCAAAAUAUGUUUCACAAAUUAGCAUCAUACAUAUAUUACUAAAGAACAUUUUUUAAAACAGUAAAACAUGUCUAACAUAAAAAAUUUGGGCCAGUUCAAAGUUUCCUCUUUCCAACAAUUUUUAGAGGAGGAAAUAUGUAUACAUUCAAAGAAAUUGUAUUUUUCUUAAACUAUAUUUAAGAGAUUUGCGCAAAAUCAAGGAAUUUUCCUGUUGUUUAAAAAGUUGGCUUUGGCUGUGUGGUACCUGAUAACUUGCUUUAAAAGAUGGGGUGUUUGCAAUUGUUGAUAUUAAGAUGAUGUGUAAAUUAUAGUUUACAAGAUCAUAUAUUUUAGCCUGCAAUCUACAAAGUAUAGCACAUUGUUAUUGUUCUGUAUCAGGUCUGUGUAGCCAGGGGGGUUC
Molecule: messenger RNA, 3501 nt
Organism: Owenia fusiformis
Lineage: Eukaryota; Metazoa; Annelida; Polychaeta; Sabellida; Oweniidae
Source: the annotation of a GenBank genome assembly